GGCACAAAUGGCUUUCCAUAUAGAGCAAGGAAGACAUCUUGAACUGCACAGAGAGUUUUUUUGCGCCGCCGCUGGAAUUGCAGCAGCAGAGGAAUUAUUACCUCGGUGGCAAACAAAAAUUUGAUAAGCAAAUUCCUCAUGAAAAAUUACUCCUCUGCAUGUCUACUUUUGUUUUAAUAUUGUCACAUUUUUGUUAUCAACAUAAAAGUUAAAACAAAUGUUGAAAAUGAAAUGGGCUCUUGUCCUCCAUUGUGACAUUGACAUGACUGAGACUUCCUCAAGCGAUGUUCGUGCAGGCUCCACUUCACUACCGCUACGCUACGCUCCACCUACCCAAACAUCGAGCCCGUGAACUCGCUCUGAUAUUCCGAGUGACAAAGAUUAUCAAUGAACAGAGUAGAGAUUUGAAUUCAAAAUUCUCUAUGGAAGCAAUCAACAUGGAGAGCUCACUCGCUGGGGAGUUGAGUGCACUGCGGGACAGAGCCGAAGAUUUGAUGAAAAGAGCGGAUCUGUUGAAAGCCAAUGGGAACAUCGCAGGAAUCGGAAAAGUAAAGAAAAAGAUCCAGUCUGAAUUGACUUUCAUUAAAUCGCUCCAAGAAGGUAAGGUGCUUCCCAAGAAGAACCAACUCAAGAGCACCAACCUCAGUCACCUUGACGCUCUUCUCCACACGGUCGAGACCUUUGAUCAUGUGACCGCUGUCCUGCGCCCCGUCCACUACGAGACGGAGGAUGGAUACGUCAGCAGUCUGCUCGUGGAUGUCGUUGGCCACAAGGGGAAGUCGUGGGUCAAGAUCACGGCUCGGAAAGCAGAGGCGUUACACAGGAUAUGGGAAGGUGAAGGAGAGUAUGGUGAACAGAACAUUGUUCAGCAGGUGGCGCAGUAUCAGGACGCCUCUCGCCAGAACCUCAUAGACUUCUCUCCUCCGGCUGUUCACGUUGUCUUCUACUCUGGCAUCACGCAGGAAGUGUCCGCCGAGUUGUUUGAUCUUGGAGCUGUUGUACAUGGUCAUAUAUACCAGACUGAGGAAGAGAUGAAGAAUAUGAAACCAGACAUGCCAGUCUUUCAACAUGAGGAGGAAGAUAGUGAGCUACCUCCCAAGUCGGACUCAAUACCCCAAGCAGCUAACAUGGACGUGACGACGAUGAUAGCCCUGGUGUCCGACCUUUGCCAUGGAGGAAGUAGUUACUCCUUCAACGAACCCGUCAUAGAAGAACUCUCCCAACAAGAGAGGCAGAAACCAUUAUUACCAGAGUUAGAGAACUUUCUUAAGGAUAAAGAAUUAAUAGCAUGCGAGACGGCUAAACACGACUUCCAGGCGAUACUAGAGACGAUAGGAGGGUCACGAGAGAAGGAGAGAGCAGAGGAAUUAUUACAGAGGCUUCAUAUAGUCCCUGAUCAGCCUUCAAGUAGAACAUUAAUGUUGGCAUCCUCCAAUAGAAUAAAAGACAGAGCCAAGGUAAUAUUUGGAACAGGCGAUGCACUCAAGAUGAUAACCACCACGGCUAAUGAAGCCUUUGUAAGAGCAGCUUCCAAACAGGGCGUGGCUUUCUCCGUAUUCAUCCACCAAUCACGAGCCUUGACAGAGAAGAAACAGCAGAACCCAGCCAAAGCAUCCCCAUCUUCCUCUUCUAGUAAUUGCAACUCAUUAACCCACAGUAUACAACAUCCAUUGGGAUUGGACAAUAGCAAUAGCUACCCAUAAACCUGACCAAUCAUGGCUAGGGAUUCAAAAUGACAUUGGAAUGUCUUGUAGCAUGUGAGUGCAAGUGAGAGGUUAUACUUAUCUGUUGAUUUUCCGUACUAUUAUGAUUUAUUUAUUUAUUUGUAUUGUUAAGGCCACUAAUGAAAAGAAUGACAUAAUCAAAAGAGGGAAACAGAAAAAAAGAGGGCAAAAGGAAAUUUCUGGAUUUUUUAAGGGGACAAAAGUUAAGGCAAAAUUAUUGGAAAUCGCACACACAAAGUAGUCAGUAUUAUGACAAUCAUUGUUUUUGAAAAUUUCAUUAGGUAUUAUCUUCAGGAAAGACAAAAAAGUGUUUGGUUAGAUAUUAGUAUUUGUAUGAAAUCAAGACUAAUUGUGAUAACAGUUGUGAUAUAAACUGUUUGAAUUCACGGCAUGUAAGUCUUCAAUUUGCAUUUCACACGGCUAUAUACUCUCUCAUCGCACAAUGAUUUCAUGAAUAAUUCCAAGUAUCCUCUGAAUAUUGCUGUUUCUAUGAAGUAUAUAGAAGGGAAUUUUGAUUUGUUUCUUUGAAGCUACCAUAUAAACAAGGUAGAAAGAGGUGUAUUUCUUUUGACUUUUUCUUUGCAAAUUAUGAUAUCUAUUUGCAGAAAGGACAGUAUUCCAAAUGAUACAAGAGUUUUCCAAAAUCUAUACAAGGCUUGUAAUUUGGCAAGGAAUUUAUUAACUUUAUAUUGGUAAGAAGGGAAGUGCUAAUCUUUAUGAUUUCUUACAAAAAAUUGUCACAAUGUACAGAAAGAAAGUAUUGUCUGUCAAAGAUAUCAUAAAGAAACAUUAAAAAAAAAUCAAAUUAAUUAGUUUAUCUUACUUUCAAAAGGAUUGUCACAAUGUUCAGGAAAAAAAAGGAUUUUCUGUCAAAGAUAUUAAAAAAAACCCAAAUUUAUUACUUUAUCAUACUUUAAAAAAGGGUUUGAAAGAUUACAAAGUUCCACAAGAUGAACAGGUAUCAUUUUUUAAGAAGAUUUGUAUGGUGCAUCUCUAAUCUAUUACAAAUUUUGUGUGAAGUGAAUUUAAGGAGCGAAAUAUAGGGGCUGUUACACUUGAAUGCCUUAGUCAGCGUAUACCGAAGUACGUAGGCUAUGGCAUGCCGUUUCAUUCCCCUUUAAUGUAUUUAAUAUGCUUCUUUGGCCACAUUCUUCUUAAGGAUGCUUUAGAGACUUACUGGUGCUAUAGAAUGAAAGAGGACACGUGGACACCAGCGCUUGACAUUCCUCUCUUAGCUCAGUGAUGGUACUGGCAUACAGCCCAUUGAUCAUAAGCUGAUUCCGAGAAAGAGGGGAACAUUAUGAUGGGCAACGUCAGAUUCUGAUCUGCCACUUUGAUGAAUGGAAUUUUUAACAUUGAGAAUUGCUGACAACACAUUUACCGUGUUUACACUAAAUCGGCUUUUGCAUCGGCUUUUUCAUAGCGUGUAAACGCGAUUAACUUGCGGUUCAGAAUCGGCAAUUUGCACCACCAAAGUAGAAGGUUCUGAACCGCGAGCCGAUGCAGAAUCGGCUUUUUUACUACGUGUAAACAGAAAGCCAAUUCUGCAUCGGCAAUUGGUGCGCAUUUCAUUUUCUUUACCAUUGUGACGUAAUUGUAAGCGCACGGAUCCAGCGUUGUCGUUAUUAUGACGUAUAUUGUUGGUGUGCGUAUCAUUUCAGGUUUUUGCAUCGGCUCGCGGUUCUUAACCGCGAGCUAUUACAGCAUGUAAACGCAGUGCAAGAUAACCCAAAAGCCGAUUCUGCAUCGGCUUUUGGUUCUGAACCAAAAGCCGAUUAAGUGUAAACACGGUUGUUAAAAUGCAAUUUUGUUAUCCAGAAUGAAAUGCUUGAUAUGAGGAAAUGGAAUUCAAUGAAGAAAUGGGAUUCAAGGAGAAAAUGGCUGGCCACAAAUACAGUACAUCAGCAUACGCUAGCUGAAAGUUCAGAUGGGUGUAGCAUAAAUCUGUUUUUAAGUUAAGAGCGACUUGAUGAGCCACUGGUGAUCCUUUCCUGUGGUAAAUGAUACACACCAUAUGUUUAUCAGUGUUGAUCUUGUCUCUAAAAAAGGAUCACCAGUUGUUGGUAAAGUCAUUUGGAACUUACGAACAGCUUUAUGAACACCCACCAAGUGUGAAAGCCCCUUAAGCAAAAUGUCAUAUUGUCAAAAAAAUUGCAAAACAAAUUUCAGGAAGGAAAUAUUGUAAUACUCAUUCGUGAUACAAAAUAUUUUUUUUUUAACUAUAAACUUGAGAUUUUAAAGAGUUGAAAUAGAACUUGACCAUUCUUUGUUAUAUUCUGUGAAGUGAAAAAUGACAAGACUUUUUUCAUAUGCCAAAGAUAGGGAAAAAACCCAUAGAUGAGAGAUUACAAUUUGUAUAUAAUUUGCUUUUGGCAAGGUUAUUCACAUACACGAUAUUUGUGGUGCUUUUCUGGAGUAGCAAAAAGUGCUCAAUUGCUAUAAAAUUGUAACAUGAAUAUAUCAUAAACAAUUUGAUGUAAAAUUUACAAGGUGAAUAAGAGAUCUGCUUUUGUUGAUUUUUUCUAAUGCAAUUAUGUAACAUGCAGUUAUUUCAAUGUGUAAAGAGAUACGAGUAUGCUUUGUCGCUUGGUUUCGCCCAAGCUUCUAUAUGUUCUUUUCUGCAUGAAAUUAUUAUUUCACAAGUGUUUCUGAAGUUAAAGAUUUUUAUUGCACUGAGAGUCCAUCUAUUCACUUCUAUUAUUCAAGUUUCAUUUUAUUUUCAUGUGGAAUUAAAGGAUGAAUUCAAGCCAAAACCAAAUUUGAAGAGGGUGAAAAAAAUAACAGGAAGAUAUAUAUAGUGUUAUUGGAUGAAUAAGAUUGUACUUAUUAAUGUUACAUAAUAAGUAAGAAAGUAAGGACAUUUCAAACUUUUACACAAUGUUGUAAAGAGAUAAAAAGUGUAUAAUUAUCAUGUUAUUGAUGUGACCACAUAACUUUUUCCUUUUUAUGCAUUUCAUCCUGAGAAUGUGUGGAAAAUGAUCUUAUUUGGUGAUUUUAAGGAGGAUCGUGUACAGUUAUGUAAAAAAAUGGAAAAAGAAUCGAAGUUAAUACAGUUGUGCUCAAAAGUUAGUGAACCUCUACACAAAAUGCACUCCUUCAUGCCGAGUGUUGAAUGUAAUAAUAAUAACGGUAUAUUUACCCAGGGUACCCACUUCAGUUCCGAAAACUGUUCUCCCAGCGGGCCCUGCUAUUAUUUUUACCCGGCUAAGCUAGGCUACCGAUUCAGGUGCACACAGCUUUUUGAAGAAUUAUUUCCUGCCGGUACCCAUUUACCUCACCUGGGUUGAGUGCAGCACAGUAUGGAUAAAUUUCUUGCUGAAGAAAAACAUGCCUCGGCUAGGAUUCAAACCCAUGACCCUCUGUUUGAAAGGCGAGAGUCUGAACCACUAGACCACGACGCACCCCCAAGAAGACAACUACACUACAAUGUUCGAUGAGCCCAGAGAAACGAACUUUAUUGAAUGUAAUAUUUUAUCACCUGACUUCACAAUUAAAUAUCUAAAAACAUGGCAGAACUUGAACACUUUAAAUAUGUUCAUUUUCUGGUGUGGUUAACUAUCUUUUAAGCACAACUGUAAAUGUUUAUGGGGAUAGAUUCUCUAAUGUAUAUAAUUUCAUGAAAUUAUGCAAACUUUAAACUUCUGGACAUUAUAUUUUCAUCAGACUAGGGUGAAACUUCUAUUUUCUUGGGGAUAUUUCCCAAUCUUUUAACUCAACUUGCCAAGUGCAUCUCAAAGUGGAUUGGAAUGUAGAUGACCUUAAUGCACAUCAAUGUGUUGUUUAAAAAAUGUAUUAAACAAGAAAACAAUUUGUAAACCCAA
Messenger RNA from Lytechinus pictus (painted urchin), 5545 nucleotides. Its product is annotated as UPF0415 protein C7orf25 homolog. The record is from RefSeq and is a predicted model, not a curated record. The coding region runs from base 285 to 1703 and encodes 472 amino acids. NCBI's taxonomy places the organism in Eukaryota, Metazoa, Echinodermata, Echinoidea, Temnopleuroida, Toxopneustidae. The transcript has 11 exons.